AUGCCUCGCUCGUUCCUCGUGAAGAAGUUCUCCCCCGGCCGGAAGCCGCUCAACCGGGAGCGCGCGCUGCAGAGCCAGGCCGCUUACGUCCCAGAAUGCUUUGCGCAGGCCGUGGCCCCGACGCACUGCCCGACCACUCCGUUGUUCUGGGACGCCGUGGCCGCCCCUCCCCCCCCCGCCCCCUCGCCGCUCGGCCCUCUGGACCUCAGCGGCGCUCCGUCCAGCGGCGAGGACGAGGAGGACGGCGGGCGCACCUCCGACCCGCCGUCCCCGGACGCCAUCCCGCUCUACGGCUCCGCCGGCCCGCCGCCGCCGCCCGCCGAGGCCGCCGCCCCCCCGGCCUUCCUGUGCCGACACUGCCCCAAGGCGUACGGCAGCCUGGGCGCCCUGAAGAUGCACAUCCGCUCUCACACGCUGCCCUGCGUCUGCUGCACCUGCGGGAAGGCCUUCUCCAGGCCCUGGCUGCUGAGGGGCCACAUCCGCACACACACAGGCGAGCGUCCCUUCUCCUGCCAGCACUGCAGCCGCGCCUUCGCUGACCGCUCCAACCUGCGCGCUCACCUGCAGACGCACUCCGAGGUGAAGAAGUACGGAUGCAGCUGCGCCAGCCGCAUGUCGCUUCAUAAGCACGCCGCGCUGCUGCCCCGCCUCGUUGCUGUCAUCCGUCCCAUUCUGAAGAAGCCCACCCUGGACCCGGAGGUUCUCGCCAACUACAGGCCUAUCUCCAACCUUGCCUUCCUGUCCAAGGUGUUGGAGAAGACCAGCAAGACCACUGAGACCAGCAAGACCACUGAGACCAGUGAGACCAGUAAGACCACUGAGACCAGCAAGACCACUGAGACCAGCAAAACCACUGAGACCAGUGAGACCAGUAAGACCACUAAGACCACUGAGACCAGCAAGACCACUGAGACCAGUGAGACCAGUAAGACCACUAAGACCACUGAGACCAGCAAGACCACUGAGACCAGCAAGACCACUGAGACCAGCAAAACCACUGAGACCAGUGAGACCAGUAAGACCACUAAGACCACUGAGACCAGCAAGACCACUGAGACCAGCAAGACCACUGAGACCAGCAAGACCACCGAGACCAGCAAGACCACUGAGACCAGCAAGACCACUGAGACCAGCAAGACCACUGAGACCACCGGCAGCGGCCUCGACCCCUAG
Molecule: messenger RNA, 1173 nt
Organism: Pseudoliparis swirei
Lineage: Eukaryota; Metazoa; Chordata; Actinopteri; Perciformes; Liparidae
Gene: snai1b
Product: snail family zinc finger 1b
Biological process (GO): neurogenesis
Cellular component (GO): nucleus
Source: RefSeq, a predicted model, not a curated record